This is a messenger RNA of Naegleria gruberi, 1690 nucleotides long. RefSeq lists its product as uncharacterized. The record is from RefSeq and is a predicted model, not a curated record. The coding region runs from base 1 to 1683 and encodes 560 amino acids. NCBI's taxonomy places the organism in Eukaryota, Heterolobosea, Eutetramitea, Acrasida, Naegleriidae. The transcript has 3 exons.
AUGUCUAGACAAUUUCUUCUCCUUGCUAUUGCAUUCUUGCUCAUUUUGACUUUUGCUUUCGCUCAAGAAAAUCAAGAUUCUAAUAACAAACCAAGACCACCAAUGCCUUCUGGUGGUAAGCCACCAAGACCUGAUGAACAAUCUGGUUCUGAUUCUAAUAAGAAUAUGCCUCCAAACCAUCAAAACAAACCACCAAAGAAACAACAAGAUGGAAAGCAACAAGGUCAACAACAAGGAAAUAAGCAUCCUGAAUCAGCUCAAGACCAAAAUAAUGAUAACAACAAUCGUGAUGGAGAAUCAAAUCAACGUGGUCGUCGUCGUGGAUUCCCAUUCGAGAGUAAUAAAUCAAUAGAAAUGACCAAUUUUACAAAGAUUCAAUCCGAAGAAGAGUUUCGUAGUUUGAUCGCUAAAAAUCCAUCAGUUGUAGUUUACUUUUCAUCACCUUAUUGUGGUGUUUGCAGAGACUAUGAUGCUAAUUAUGAGGGAUUGGCCUCUGAAAAACCAAAGGUUAAUUUUGCUAAGGUGGAUAUUAAUAAUUUUAGUGGCAUUGCUGAUGAAUAUGGAGCCAAGUGUCUUCCGACCUUUCUCUUUAUUUCCCAAGGAGAAGUUGUUCAAAAGUUGGAUGGUCUUUGUGAAUCCAUUGUAUCAAGAAAUGCUGACAUGUUAGCAAAGCAACUUGAACCACCAUUUUACGAAAAUGGAAUCCUUCAUAUUGUUAAGGAAAAAGAUUUUGAUGAUACAAUCAAAUCUAAAACCAAAGUUGUAGUUGAUUUCUAUGCUGAUUGGUGUGGUUUAGCUGCCAAACAUACAGAUGUCACCUUUAUGAAAGUCAAUGUGGAUGAACAUAGAAAGAUCAUGUCUAAAUGUGAUGUUCAUGCAAUGCCAACAUUUGUCUUUUUCUACAAUGGAAAAAUGAAGGAAACUGUAAUUGGUGGAUCUUCUUAUGAAAUGGAGGAAUGCUUAUUACACUUUGAUUCUCCAUCUGAGGAAUAUUUGAAGAAGGACAUGUUGGCUGGAUCGAGUGAUGAAUUUGUUACCUAUGUCAAGAGUGAGGAGGAAUAUAAUCACGUACUCAAGGAUAAUUCUCUAGUUGUUGCAGAUUAUUAUGGAGAUAAUUGUGGAGCUUGUGUUGCUUGUGCAACUCCAUACAGCAAAUUAGCUUUCAGUAAUCAAAAAGUUAAAUUUAUCAAAGUAGAUACAUCAAAACUCUACUCUAUCACUUCUAAGGAACGUAUUAGCUGCUUACCAACGUUCAAGCUCUUCCACCAUGGAAAGGAAUCAAAGCGUCUUGAAGGAUUUAGCCAAAAGGAAUUGGAAACAGCAAUUAAGAAUUUAAUUGCAAAGGAAGGUAGCUCUUGUUCGUCAACUACUGCAACAACCAAGCCUACCACAACUGUAUCAAGUCAACCAACAGUCUCUAAAACAGUCACCAAAUCUGUCUCACCAACCAAAACAAGAACUACAACAACUCCAUCCUCAAGUUUGGGAGUAAAGAAACCAACAUCAGUCACUAGGUCACCAUCCUCUUCUCCAACUAAAAAGUCUUCGACAACAACUACAACAACCAAAGCAAGCUCACCAACAAAGAGAUCAACUGGUUCAACACCUUCCUCAGUUUUGGGUGUUAGAAAGACAACUACAGCUUCCAAGUCUCCUCUAAGAUCAAAUAAACCAGCUCAAUAAUUUCUUC